AGGAAAAAAAGGCCACAGUGGGGGUGGAGGAAAACGAGGAAGGAAGACCACUGACUGCUAAAAAUCCAUUCAGUGGUUUUCAGAGGCAAGGUGUCACAGUCAUGGGGACAUGAGUGAAAACGGAAGUGGGGAGGUGAGGUUCGACAAGACCAAAGGAGUGCAUAUGAGCCUGGAGAGCUCAUUCGACGUGGGACCCCCCACCUGAGAGCAAGAAAGAGCUUGUGUCCUGAGGACAGUGAGACCAAGGACGCCAGCAGAAUCAAAAUUUGCUUCGAGUUCCUGGGGCUGUGGACAACGUGCAAGAUGCUGACGGCAGCCGGCGGAGGCUGCUGUGCCCUGGCCGUCCUGCUGGUGAUUGUGGACAUCCACCCUGGUGGAUGCCUACACAUCAUCAGCUCAGCCUCCCAGGAAGGAAAGCAACUAAACUUAAUCUGUACCGUGUGGCAUAAGAAAGAAGAGGCCGAGGGCUUUAUAAUCUACUUGUGCAAAAACAGGCCUGGGGACUGUUCCCCUGAGACCAGCUUGAUGCAGCUGAGACUUAAACGAGACUCGGGAAUAGAUGGUCGCAGUGAACAGCCAUCUCAGCUGGUGUUCACCAUACACCAAGUCACACCAUCCGACAAAGGGACUUACCAGUGUUGUGCCAGAAACCAGAUGACAGACGUUCUCCUUCAGGGACACUUUUUCUCUGUCCUAGUCACAGAGGACGGGAACUACACCGUGGAGGGACUGAGACAAGGACAACCACCCAAGUUCACCCACAGGACAGGCACUCUCAGUGCAGGCUUCCGACUAGGAAACGUCUGGGCAGUGCUGCUCACCAGCCUGGUGGCCCUUCGAGCUCUGUAAUACUGCAACAAAAGAAAACUUUACAAAGUUACAGCAAGGAUACAUCUGACUAUUUAGCUGGGUUUGCUUUCUCUUUACAAUACACAGAAGAAACAGGGUUUGAGGAAGCGAGGCCAAAUAAGCCAAGAAGCUGGUGGAUACAAACCUGGGCAGAAAAGAAUAUUCCUUGGCCUCUCAUCAUGGCCAGGACAAACCUGCCUUUUUCCUAGCUCAGCAGCAGUAAAUAAAAAGCUUUCACAAAAACGGCUGUACAGUUCUCAAAUAUUGGACGUGCGUUUUGUAUCCCAGAACUUUCCCUCUGUUCCCCUCGACAUAAAAAUAAGGAAGUCAAAUGACAUUUUCUGGAAGGAGUUUAUUAUUGAACACUGUAAAGGAAAGAGGAAAGGAGAGGAGAGCAAGAGAGCCAGAACCAGUGACUGACUUGGCUUGAAAAUGAGGAAACGGGGGACCAGCAGAUGGCAUAAUGGUCACGCCGAAUUCCCAUGUAGUUGACCACAGUGUGAGUC
This is a messenger RNA of Tupaia belangeri chinensis (Chinese tree shrew), 1355 nucleotides long. RefSeq names its product CD160 molecule (gene CD160). The record is from RefSeq and is a predicted model, not a curated record. Gene Ontology annotation, biological process: regulation of adaptive immune response. NCBI's taxonomy places the organism in Eukaryota, Metazoa, Chordata, Mammalia, Scandentia, Tupaiidae. Gene Ontology annotation, cellular component: plasma membrane. Gene Ontology annotation, molecular function: transmembrane signaling receptor activity. The transcript is spliced from 5 exons. The coding region runs from base 304 to 849 and encodes 181 amino acids.